Messenger RNA from [Candida] anglica, 738 nucleotides. NCBI's taxonomy places the organism in Eukaryota, Fungi, Ascomycota, Pichiomycetes, Serinales, Debaryomycetaceae. The record is from the annotation of a GenBank genome assembly.
CCUGUUUCGAUGAGAACCUGUGCGAUAUCAAAUUUUUUUUUUUAUAUUCAUCACACAACCUCAUCAAUUCAACCUCUCAUAGUCUACAGCCAUGCCAGAGAACGUCAUUGUCCUUCCACAAACCAACCAACUCAUUGGUCUCUACUCCAUCAUCCGUAACAAUGCUACCAAACGUGGUGACUUUGUCUUCUAUUCUGACCGUAUCAUCAGACUUUUAGUGGAGGAAGGUUUGAACCAACUUCCAGUUAAUGAUACUCUUGUCAAAUGUCAUGGAAACUACGAAUACAAGGGUGCCCAAUUCUUGGGUAAGAUCUGUGGUGUUUCCAUUGUCAGAGCUGGUGAAUCUAUGGAACAAGGUUUAAGAGACUGUUGUAGAUCAGUCCGUAUUGGUAAGAUUUUGAUUCAAAGAGAUGAAGAAACUGCCAUGCCAAAGCUUUUCUAUGAAAAAUUACCAGAAGACAUCAGCGAAAGAUAUGUUUUCUUGCUUGAUCCUAUGUUGGCUACUGGUGGUAGUGCUAUGAUGGCUGUUGAGGUUUUGUUGAGCCGUGGUGUUAAGAUGGAUAGAAUUCUUUUCUUAAACUUGUUGGCUGCUCCUGAAGGGAUCAAGGCCUUCCACGAAAAGUACCCUGAAGUCAAGAUCAUCACUGGUGGAAUUGAUGAAAAAUUGGACGAAAAUAAGUACAUUGUUCCAGGUUUGGGUGACUUUGGUGACAGAUAUUAUUGUAUUUAGAAUUGAUG